UUGCGCAAAUUUCAUUAACACAGAAAAAGAAAACAUAAAAAAGAAAAUUGAGAGAACGACAUUAGUCUACAAUCUUCGUUUUUCCUUGAGCAAAAAUACAACCACCAGUCCUCCACCACCUUCGCCACCAAUACCACCACCAAGCUUAGAAAAAUCGAACGACCAUGGCAGGAACCUGUCAUAUUACAAAGGGCAUCUGUUCAUUUCCUCUCUCCUCUCCUCGCACAUGUCUUCUCUUCAAUUCCCCUGUCUUUUUCUCCGAUUUCCUAACUUGUAAACCUCGAAUCAACGCCAAAAGCCUUGCUCUAAAAUUCAAUUGUACGAGAAAUUUCAACUUCAAUUCCAAUUUUAUAGAAGGCCCCAAAUUGGUUCGCGCCAUGUCUUCGUCGUCGUCUUCUUCAUCAUCGUCAUCUUCCUUUGGGUCGCGACUCGAGGAAACUGUGAAGAAGACAAUUACCGAAAACCCAGUUGUUGUUUACUCUAAAUCAUGGUGUUCGUAUUCGUCUGAGGUGAAAUCGUUGUUCAAAAGGCUUGGAGUGGAACCAUUUGUUAUAGAAUUGGAUGCAUUGGGUGCUCAAGGGCCUCAACUGCAGAAGCUUCUGGAGAGGCUUACUGGUCAACACACUGUCCCAAAUGUUUUCAUUGGGGGCAAGCACAUUGGCGGUUGUUCUGAGACUGUGAAGCUUUACCAUAAAGGAGAACUUCAACCACUGCUUGCUGAAGCAACUGCCAAAACAUCAUAGAGCUAGCAACUUCAGAAUUCGCUUAACCAAAUGUCUUGGUUUUUCUUUGCAAGAUAUGCUCAUCUAUGCCUUCUGAAAACUGCACGUUGUUUGAUUCUUGUUUAUUUAUUUGUCCCUUAGGCUAUAAUUAGAGUAGUCAAAGGCGGAAAUACAGUAUUAAACCAAUUCUUAUUGAACUUAAAUCAACUUGAGUUAUAAACCUAUCAUUUAUGCCAAAUACAAGGUAAAAUAUGAGAUUUUGAA
Molecule: messenger RNA, 986 nt
Organism: Spinacia oleracea (spinach)
Lineage: Eukaryota; Viridiplantae; Streptophyta; Magnoliopsida; Caryophyllales; Amaranthaceae
Product: monothiol glutaredoxin-S10
Exons: 5
Coding region: 165-743 (192 amino acids)
Biological process (GO): cellular response to oxidative stress
Cellular component (GO): cytoplasm
Molecular function (GO): glutathione disulfide oxidoreductase activity
Source: RefSeq, a predicted model, not a curated record